Chara braunii is the source of this 2292-nucleotide messenger RNA. Lineage: Eukaryota; Viridiplantae; Streptophyta; Charophyceae; Charales; Characeae. The record is from the annotation of a GenBank genome assembly.
UACUGGCGGCCAAAAAAAAAGAAAAGGAAGAGGAAGAAGAACCAGAACGAGACAGGGGUCCUUGCUCCACAGCACUCGACAUGCAUUUGGGCGCUUUCUGGACCUGAUGCAUUGAAAACGCUCGACUCGUCCAAAUGCACUUGAUCGAGAAAACGUCCAGAUGCAUGGAACGUGUUGUGUAUGUGUAGUGGAGCGAGGCCCAUGGUAUGUGGUACGGUCGGCAGAUAUUGUAUAUGGUCGGUAGGGAGUGCGUUUGGGCUCCUAACAAGGUUCAGGGUGGGUCUUGGUGCUGAGCCAUCCCCCCCUAUGGCGUAACGGAGUGCCCCUAUGGCGUAACGGAGUGAGGGAACAGGAGAGAAGACGGGCAGGGGAUAGACGGAGGAAAACGGGAUUUGGAAACGGAAAUUUGGAAACGGAAUUGGUUGCGACAGAUAGCGACGUGGAAGUGUGCGGCAAGGUGCGGCAAGGUGCGGCAAGGAGUGGCAGAGAAUGGAUCGAUUCUUCGGAGCCGGGACGUACUACGGGGAUCCCGGCGUACCGCAUUCAGAUCCCAAGGAUUACUGGUCGGCGUGUGUGGGAGCCCUUGGAUACGUGGGCUUGCUGCUUGUGGAGCCCAUCCCAAUGCUUCAUAAUGAUCUCUUCAAUCCGUUUGAUUUCAUCCUCUGUCAUGAGAACCACAAGAUGAAGAAGGCUGUGAGGAAGAAGAAGCCAUACAAGCCCACGUUCAACAAGCUUAAACCAGAGGCAAGAGAGUUCAUUCAUGAUUUGCAAGAUCUAGUGAGCUGAGCAGUCAUUGUCCAACGUUUAAACCAGGCUGUAUUUUCAGCCAAAAUGUGAGAUACCUUCCUCUUGUUGCCCCCUCAAAACAGACCCGCUGUCUGUAAGAGGGGGGGUGGGGAGGGGGAGACGGGGCACACAUGAAGGCUGCAAACCUGCACCUUUCUUCGCGUGCAUUGCAAUUCAAAUGCAGAUUACAAGCACGAGCGAGCGAGCGAGAGAGAGAGAGAGAGAGAGAGGACCUCGAGCUUCAGGGGUCUGAUUGACGACUUUGGUCACGCCUUGGGCAUAAUCAUGUGGACCACUGAUAAGGCCCAUACAGAAUUUUGAACAUAUCCUGUUUACUGUUUUCUACUGUGCUGAGAAGGGACUCUCUCUCUCUCUCUCUCUCUCUCUCUCUCUCUCUCUCUCUCUCUCUCUCUCUCUCUCUCUCUCUCUCUCGGGAGGCUUGUGACGUCGAAAGACUGCAAAAGUUAGUGUUGCACUCAGACUCGCUUUCACUUCCACUUCGCAUACAUGCAAAUAGACGGGGACAAAAGUAAGUGUUGCAAUCAGACUCGCUUUCACUUCCACUUCGCAUACAUGCAAAUAGAUGGGGAUUCACACUGGCGCACGGCGCCCACAGCAAGCUCAGAGAUAUGGCAACCAAGAACACAGUUCAGAUGUAAACUCGCUUCAACAGACUAUGGCGCGUCGGCACCUGUACAUCACAACACUCGUCACUGUGUUCAACACCACCGUUCACCCACACACACUCACUCGUACACGCUCACUAACCUCUAACACUACAGCGGCUAUGGCCGCUCUACUUCUACUGACUAUGACUACGUUGUCUCUCUUCAGCCCACUUCAUCUUCGGGCAACCUGCAGACCACCUUCGCACAAGACGCUGUAGCAGCGCUUCCGCAUGGCUUACGCAGCGAAUGAAUGAAUGGCUGGGCGGUGCCUCUUGAUUUAUACUUCUGUAACUCGUUGGUCUGCCCCUUUCCAUCGGCCCAUGGUGCACAGUCCAACACGGUACCUUACUUGACUGGACUCCGACUGACUGGGAUUGGUGCCGUAAGUGGAUGGGUUUGCACUGCCAACUCGAUGCGGUCGCACUGCCGACGUAACGCAGUUGGUUCACCACUUCCCGCACUUGCCUCUGACUAAACGUGAGACGCUUCGAAAGGCCACUUCCGUACCUUCCGGAAGGCUGUGGACUUGGCCUUUCGGGUACUGUAGCAGCGACGACCUUGACCUUUCAGGACUGUAGCAGCUACGACCUUGACCUUUCAGGACUGUAGCAGCUACGACCUUGACCUUUCAGGGCUGUAGCAGCUACGACCUCUACAGAGCUGUGACUCCCAAUCGACAGACCUACAGAGCAAACCCCUACUGCUACACAGACCUACGACAGACGACAAACAACUACCAAAACACAGAUCACGGGUUCAAACACUCGGGGGUCGACUCAAUACUGUACAUGGGCAAAGUGAGGUCUGGGGAUAGAACUCUAGGGCCUGCAUCUGUGAC